Hordeum vulgare subsp. vulgare (domesticated barley) is the source of this 886-nucleotide messenger RNA. Its product is annotated as AUGMIN subunit 7-like. NCBI's taxonomy places the organism in Eukaryota, Viridiplantae, Streptophyta, Magnoliopsida, Poales, Poaceae. Gene Ontology annotation, cellular component: HAUS complex. The coding region runs from base 167 to 646 and encodes 159 amino acids. The record is from RefSeq and is a predicted model, not a curated record. Gene Ontology annotation, biological process: spindle assembly; centrosome cycle. The transcript has 4 exons. Gene Ontology annotation, molecular function: microtubule minus-end binding.
AUCUCGCUCGCUGGGCUGUCCCCGUCGGCUCGAUCCCCACAGCCCAAUCAACACCAAGCCGGCCGGCCGCCGCGAGCGGGGAGGAUUGGUUCCCCAUGGCAUCGAAGCAGAUGGAGGAGAUCCAGCGGAAGCUGGCAGUGCUGGCCUACCCGCGCACCUGGUGCUGAUGGUUGAUUGGGGUUGUGCAGACUUGGCGGAGAUCGCGAAUUUCCUCGGUAUCACGCCUUCAGUCGACACUGAGGCGAUUCAGUAUGACUAUAAUCCGAAUGAAGACUAUGCCGAGACAGAGUUUAAGUUGAGGAAACAUUUGCAAUCAUUUCUUGAAACAGUAAAAUCCUUCAAUAUGAUAUACACUAAGGAAAUUCAUCCUUGGACCCACAUGAUGGAGGUGCCACAGUUGCAUGGGUUUGGUCCAGCUGCUAACCGCUUGUUAGAGGCUUAUUACACACUUUUAAAGUUCCUUGGAAAUUUGAGGAGCCUGCGAGAUUCAUAUACAGCAAUGGCAGCUGGGUCACUUUCAAAUUCAAGCGAGCCUUCAUCCGUCAUAAAAAUCAUUUCAGAAUGUGAAUCCGCGCUCACGUUCUUAAACAACAGCCUUGCCAUCCUUUCAACUUUCGUGGCACGGGAGCGGGGUGAAACGCUGUGAUUUUAUGGCCAUCUUAUACCAAGAUUCAACUCUGGUACACGGGUGUAAGCUUGUAGUGAUUCAGUUGUUUUCCUUUUGGUUUCAGUUGAGGCGCCGAGUAAAGCUUGUGUUCCCAUUGCCGGUGUGGUCGUGUAUUUGUGUGUGGUUGUUGAUUCUUUUGCAGUUGUAACUUGUGACGUUCAGUGAACAAUGGGAUGCAUAGGAAGAUUUGCCAUGCUUAACAAUGCUAUAAUGUUCUGA